Messenger RNA from Dothidotthia symphoricarpi CBS 119687, 1383 nucleotides. RefSeq names its product general substrate transporter. NCBI's taxonomy places the organism in Eukaryota, Fungi, Ascomycota, Dothideomycetes, Pleosporales, Dothidotthiaceae. The transcript has 5 exons. Gene Ontology annotation, biological process: carbohydrate transport; transmembrane transport. Gene Ontology annotation, molecular function: carbohydrate:proton symporter activity. The record is from RefSeq and is a predicted model, not a curated record. Bases 1 to 1383 code for a protein of 460 amino acids. Gene Ontology annotation, cellular component: membrane.
AUGUCGGCGCUCGCUAUGGCACUCACCUCAUUUAGACGUGACUUUGGACUGAGAAACGUCGCUCAAAGUAAACGCGACACAAUUCAUUGCAUCAUUGUAUCAACAUUCCAGGCUGGCUGCUUCUUCGGCGCUCUUUUCGCCUUCCCAUUGGCGGAAAAGAUCGGUCGCAAGAAGACAAUGAUCAUUGCCUCCUCCAUCUUCCUUCUUGGUGGCACACUGAUGACUACCGCCCAAGGUACUCUCGAGAGAAUAUACGGCGGGCGAGCGGUCGCAGGUCUAGGCAUCGGUAUCUCCUCCAUGACAGUUCCCAUAUACAUCGCUGAAGUCGCUCCACCGUCCAUCAGAGGUCGACUGAUAGGAAUCUUCGAAAUCGCAUCACAAGGUGGAGGUAUGCCGGGCUUCUGGAUCAACUACGCCUGCGACCGGACCAUAAACGUGGAACGACCAGCUCAGUGGAUCUCACCUCGAUGGUUGGCGCGAGGCGAUAACUUCGAGGGCGCCGAGAAAAUUUUGACACUAGUGAGAGAUCUGCCGGCAUCACAUGCGUACAUCCAGCAUGAGAUGAGCGGAAUCUGCGCUCAAGUUGAGGAGCGUAGCACUAACCGCAUGAGUAAAAAGCAGCAGUUCAAGAAGUUGUUCCAGGAGGGCGUUAGAAAUCGUAUGGCCAUUGGUCUGGCAUUGAUGUUUUUACAGUCAUUCACAGGUGUCAACAUCAUCACCUACUACGCUCCACGCAUUUUCGAAACCCUCGGCAUCUUAGACACAUCCCUCAAACUGUUCUCUAUAGGCUUCUACGGUAUCUCUAAGACGCUCGGCAUGGUAACCUUUACCUUUGUUGUCGUCGAGCGCGUGGAACGUCGCAAGGGCCUCGUAUGGGGUGCAGCUCUCGGCUGUAUACCCAUGUGGUACAUUGGCGGCCAUGUCAUGAAAGCUGACCCAGCUGGCGCCGCUCUCCAGGGCGUCGUGAACCGCAACGGCUGGGGAUAUCUUGCUAUGGUGUGUGUCUAUCUCAACGCCUUCAUCGUCUGUGCAACAUGGCAAGGUAUCACAUGGACCUACGCGUCGGAAAUCAUCCCGCUUGACAUCCGCAUGUUGUGUGUCUCACUCACCACAGCAGACACAUGGCUGGGAUCGUUUAUUAUUGCUAGGAGUACACCCUACAUAACCUCCGACUUGGCAUACGGUGCAUAUUUCUUCUUUGCUUCGAUUCUUGUUGCGAUGGGGAUCUGGAGCUUCCUUCUUGUGCCUGAGACAAAGGGUGCCUCGCUUCAAAGAAAUGGACGAAUUGUUCAUAAAACCGAUGCACCAAGCAGUCUGGUCGCAACUACGAGGAAGAUCUAUCUUGACGGACGGACGAGAGGUCGUAAGAAGCAAAGAUCUUGA